Alternaria atra is the source of this 522-nucleotide messenger RNA. RefSeq lists its product as uncharacterized. The transcript has a single exon. NCBI's taxonomy places the organism in Eukaryota, Fungi, Ascomycota, Dothideomycetes, Pleosporales, Pleosporaceae. The record is from RefSeq and is a predicted model, not a curated record. Bases 1 to 522 code for a protein of 173 amino acids.
AUGAAGGACGGAAAAUCUAAAGCAGACGACACGAGCACCGCGGCAACCAAGUCAGAAGAAACACUCCCAAGCUACAACAAGGAAGAAGAGGACGGCCCCCCAACAUACACAUCCGUCGCCCGCGCCUUAACCACCCUCUCAGAAGGCCCCCUCGACGAAACAAUCCCUGUUCCCAUGAUCUCCCGUACAGUCGCCAACUCCAUUCACAACUACAAUCCCUUCUCCCGCAAACAAGGCGAAGUAAAACAAUCCAUCGUUAUCCGGCAGAUGAAGCGGUCACAGUACCUUGCGCACUACGUCAAAGACGCAGAGGGUAAUUUUGUGGGUACGGGGGCGCCAGCACCGGAUGCUGGGUUGGUUUUCGUGCCUGGGAAGAGUAGUAGUGAGGAUUUGCUUAAACAGGCUAAUGAGGUGGCAUUGGGUGUGCAGAGGAGGAGGGGGAAGGGGAUUGGGAAGUUCGGCAUGCCGCAGGAUGAUAAUAGUGACGCGAUGAUGGGGGCCCCGGCGAUGGGUGGAGCAUGA